CCACCUUCUUUGUAAAGAGUGUGUGGCCCCAGCAGAUCCAGAAACUCCAAUCUCCUCUCUCUCUCUCUCUCUCACACUAAGGGCCUUUUCUCCUUUUCUUUAAGCCUUUGCUUGUUGACAAAUUUAAGCCUCCUUUCAUGGCUUCCUUUCCCUUUUUCCAAACCACUGAAUAGGCCUCCACCUGCUGCUUUUCUUUCUCUAAGUGUCAGCUUUCUCAAAGUCCCUCAGCUCAUUUCUGUUUUCUUCAUAAUGGGUUCUCUACGCUUCUCUCCUUUUCGGCCUGGUUUUCUCCGAUGCUUUUCUUUCUUUCCCAUAUCCUUUUCUCCGCUUUUAAUGUGAGUGGGUCUCCUGAAUUUUGAAUGCUAAACGACAAGUUUUUGGAGUUGUGUGGAUUAUCAGUGGAUUGUGUAACUGGAUUCUUGAAGCAGUGGAUUUGAGUGAGCUUUUAUUUGUCUCUUGCCUGAGGUAACGUGGAGCAAAUAUGCAGUGUACGAGCUACAUCCCUGUAUAUUACCAUGCGAGGGAUCUUAAUGUAGGUUCAAGUGGCUUUUCUUGGCCCCCAUUUAAUAGUAAUCCUAGCUAUGGAGAAGAAAGAGGCUUCCACAGUUCUUUGACACCAUGUACUAUGGACCAGUACUUAGGUUAUGACAAGGAGGUGCUGAGGCAGAUAAUACAGUAUCAUGAAGCCACAUUUAGAUAUCAGGUCCAUGAACUGCAUCGAGUAUACAGAAGACAAAGGGAGUUGAUGGAUGAAAUGAGAGUGAGAGCAAUCUUUGCACAGCAUUUACCAUCACAAACUUCAGAAUCAGUUUAUUGUUCAUCUCAUGCCUGGUCUGAUGUUUCUCAAAGUAAGUCACGUGCAACAAGCUGGCUUCUUGGAGAUCAUUCACAUUGUAAGUUGCCUGAGCUAACAGCACACAACAUUCAACGACCACCAACUUUUGCAGCAGAGAACUUUCAAGAACACGCAACAGUGUGUCCUGGUCCUUCCAUCAGAAAAAACAGUUAUAUUGAAGUCAAAUUUCCAGCAUCCAGCAACCAAGGAAAUGAAAAGAGAAUUUUGGAUCUUGAACUUCCAGCUGAUAUGUACCAUGAAGAAGGAGGCAAGCAGUUUAAAGAGGGAAAUCUUUCUGAAGCACCUGAAAUAACACGUAAUACUCCUAAGAAACUCUCCAACAUUCAGCCUAAGAGUGAUUCAGAAAUUGAUUCUGAUGAAGCAGGGGAUUUGUCUAGUUUUCAUUUAAAUAGCCGGAAAACAAAUUGUUUUAUUGAUUUGAAUGAACCCAUUCAGCUUGAACCACAACCUUCAAUGUCCACUGGUCCUUUUGAAACUUACACCUGCCCUAUGGAGGUUAUGCACAAUGGUCCGUACGUUUCUGGAGAAGUAACACCAGAAUCUGUAGUUCCCAAAAAUGCUGCACUUCUAAGCAGUGAUGACAGUUUGAAUGGUAUAACUUUCUCAGUGGAUAUUGAUUUGAAUUCUAUGCCUGACAGCUGUUUUUCAGAGACAGAAAGUAUUCUUGAAAAUCUCCGGACCAUAAAUAAAGAAACUACAUUAGUUCCCGGGUGUAGCUCUGUCUAUGAUCAUGCAAGGAGGAAAGCGGAUGGUGUUGAAGGGAAUCCUGUUGCAGACACUGGUGACAAGUUCUUGAAGACAAAAACUUGCACUGACUUGAACACUGGCACAAUUGUCCAUGAGCCUUCUCCACAACCAUCAAAUACAAUUGUCCUGAUUAAAUCUGCCGACUUGGAGGGUCCAGUGAGCCCAGAGAACGAGGAGUGUUCUCCUCCGAGAGGCAAGUCUGAGGAUAUUCAACUGGAGACGCCUCCUCUUUUAUCUGAACAAAGGGAGGGAGAACAGUCCAUGAAACUUGAUACCAUUGCUGCACAGACUUUAGUGACAAUUUCUUGUUGUAGAGUCCAAGAAUAUAUGAAGGCUGCAAUCCCAGAGCCACUGGAAAGCUUCAGAAACCAUCUCUAUUGGUUUGCUGAAAUUGUUUCUUCCACCAGAGAUGAUCUAGAGAAUAAGGUUACGAAACUCCAGAACAACACAACUGAUACUGCUGUAAAUCUCUCUCAUGUUGUCAAAAAAGAGAAAGAAACAGGUGAUUUAUCCAGUCGGUCUAUGAAGGGCCAUCCUAGGGGGACAAGGCAACAGAAGGACAUCCGAACAGAAGUCCUACCUUCCCUUUCUUCUCUCUCCAAAGGUCUUCACACAAUUGAAGGAUGUCCACGAAUAGGGUCGUCCAAGAGAAAAAAUUCAGGCAAAAAAACUCAUGCAAAACCAAGAAAAUAUUCCAAGUUAUCGACGAGCUCCAUUAUGAAGCAGCAUGCUACUCAGACUAGAGAAGGUGUUCUGCAGGGUUGGGGAAACAUAAGGAAACGGCAAGGAGGUCGUAGACGUAGGACUAGUAAAUUUCCCGUUAUUAGCUCAGCUCAGUUCGUGGGAGCAAAGUAAGUAAUUUUUCUUUGUAUCCUUGUGCGGGAUCUUUCAUACAGUAGCAUAUUACGUUGUCCCAAUCAGUUUGUGGAGCUGUUUGUGAUUAUGAACAUUCUUGCAUACAUAAAAUUGAUCUUGUUCCAAAGUU
This is a messenger RNA of Sesamum indicum (sesame), 2588 nucleotides long. RefSeq lists its product as uncharacterized. The record is from RefSeq and is a predicted model, not a curated record. NCBI's taxonomy places the organism in Eukaryota, Viridiplantae, Streptophyta, Magnoliopsida, Lamiales, Pedaliaceae.